This is a messenger RNA of Tachysurus vachellii, 1868 nucleotides long. It is a transcript of the gene slc2a11a, whose product is annotated as solute carrier family 2 member 11a. Gene Ontology annotation, biological process: monosaccharide transmembrane transport. The record is from RefSeq and is a predicted model, not a curated record. NCBI's taxonomy places the organism in Eukaryota, Metazoa, Chordata, Actinopteri, Siluriformes, Bagridae. Bases 99 to 1601 code for a protein of 500 amino acids. The transcript has 12 exons. Gene Ontology annotation, cellular component: membrane. Gene Ontology annotation, molecular function: hexose transmembrane transporter activity.
UUGUACCCAAGGUGUUCUACUGGGUUCUGAAGAAUACUGAACUCAUUGUCAUGUUCAUGAAACCAGUUUCGGAUAACGUUUGCUUUGUGACAUAAUGCAUGAUCGUGCUGGAGGGCACCGCUCACACUUUGGUCUUAAUGGUAAUUUCUACUGCAGUUGGUGGAACGUUACAAUACGGAUACAACCUCGCCAUUAUGAAUGCCCCUACUGUUUAUAUUCAGAACUUUGUAAAUGAGACAGUUCAAAACCGCUGGGGAAUACAAUUAGAGGUGUAUCAGGUCACAUUGAUCUGGACUCUCAUAGUGUCAGUUCUCUCAUUGGGUGGUCUUACAGGGGCUCUGUUGGCUGGGCCCAUGUCCAUCCAUUUUGGAAGGAAGAAAACAAUGCUGCUGAACAACAUUUUUCUAAUGUCCAGCGCACUGCUGGCUGUGACAAGCCGUAAAGCUCAGUCUUUUGAGAUGAUCAUCAUCUCCAGAUAUCUGGUUGGCAUCAACGUGGGGGUCAGUAUGAAUGUGCAGCCAAUGUAUUUUGGUGAAAGUGCACCAAAACACUUACGUGGUGCUGUGGCCCUGUCCUCUUCUGUCUUCACUGCUUUUGGGUUGGUGCUAGGACAAGUCGUAAGUUUGAGGGAGUUGUUGGGUUGUGAAUCAUGUUGGCAGUAUUUGCUAGCCAGUAAUGCUGUGCCAGGUUUCAUUCAGCUCCUCACAUUGCCCUGGUUCCCAGAAAGCCCUCGGUACCUUCUCAUUGAUCGUGGAGACAAGGAUGCCUGCUUAAAGGCACUACAUCGGUUGCGAGGCUGCAAGGUGCAGAAAGAGGAGUUGGAUGAAAUGCUGCAAGAGCAGGCUGAAUCUGAAGGCAGGCGAGCUCAGCGGCCCUGGGAGCUUUUCAGUGAUCGUACUGUUCGCUGGCAACUCAUUUCAGUUGCAGUCAUAAGCAGUGCCAUGCAGUUGUGUGGUAAUGAUUCAAUUUACUUCUAUGCUUCUUACAUAUUUCAAGAGGCAGGAAUAUCAGCUGAACACACCCAGUAUGCGACCAUUGGCACUGGCACAUGUGAAUUCACUGCCUGUAUUCUGUGUAACCUGUUGAUAGAACGGAUGGGCAGAAGGCUGCUUUUAAUGGGAGGUUAUGUGCUCAUGACUGGCUGGGCUAUAGUAUUCACCGUGGCUCUUUCAUUUCAGCAUGUAUUACCCUGGAUGCCUUACCUGAGCAUGGUCUGUGUGUUCACCUAUAUCCUCAGUUUUGGGAUUGGACCAGCGGGGGUGACUGGAAUUCUCCCUACUGAGAUUUUUAACCAGGCAGCUCGCCCUGCUGCCUACAUGAUUGCGGGUUCUCUGAUGUGGCUUAAUCUCUUUAUUAUUGGAACAUUAUUUCCAUUCAUUGUGAAAGGACUGGGUCACUUCUGCUUUAUACCAUUUGGUGUUGUCUGUCUUUUUACUGCUCUCUAUAUUGGAUUGGUUCUGCCUGAAACUAAAGGAAAAACACUACCUAUGAUCACAAGUGAAUUCCAUAGGCUUAACUUCCACAAAAAAGAGAAGACAAGUCUAAAGUGCAAAGACUUUCAUUACCAAGUAGGCAAAGUCCACCACUCAACUGCCCUCUAAGCUACUUAUUUAUGUAAAUUUAGGAAUGCUGGAGCUCUCUGUUGAUUGAGGCUUUAUCCAAAUAUAACCACAUAGACAUUUUAUUGUGAGAACAUUUUAUUCACAAAUUUAAUUUCUUUUUGUUGUAAAGGUAUACAAAUAUACAGAUAUGGUAUAAAUAUAAUACCUAACCCUAUUCUUCUUUUAUAGUAAUUAUACCAAUUAGCACUUUUUAAAAUCUUUUUAAAAGAUUUAUUAAUUAUUUUUUUAAAUUAAUACUUUCAUAGU